AUGGGGGUGAAAACUUUCACACACAGCUCCACCUCCCAUAGCCAGGAGAUGCUGGAAAAGCUCAACGCCCUACGCAACGAGGGCCACCUGUGUGAUGUCACCAUCCGGGUCCAGGACAAGCUCUUCCUGGCUCACAAAGUGGUCCUAGCCUGCUGCAGUGAAUUCUUCCGCUCCAAACUAGUGGGCCGACCGGAGGAGGAGGACAAGUUCGUGUUGGACCUUCAUCAUGUGACUGUUAGCGGCUUCGCGCCUCUGUUGGAAUAUGCCUACACGUCUACUCUUUCCAUCAGCACGGAGAACAUCAUUGAUGUUCUGGCAGCUGCAAGUUACAUGCAGAUGUUUGCGGUGGCAAGCACAUGCUCAGAGUUCAUGAAGUCCAGCAUCCUGUGGAGCCCGGGGAACAACAACAACAACAACAACAUGGCAGCAGAUAAACCGCACGAAUCAGUACCAGAGAGCGCCUCGUCAAACUGUGCCCUGACGCCGUUAGAAGGCAGCGUGUCGCCUGUUUCUUCUGACUGCAGCGUCAUGGAGAGAAACGUUCCUAUAUGCCGCGAAUCACGGCGGAAACGCAAAACCUUUGUGACAAUGGCAUCUCCAGAGAGUCCGCUCAAAUGCACUACACAGAUGGUCACCACCUCCCCUCAGAUCCCCAACCCUUCCCCGUCUUUCUCAGACAGCACAGCUCAGCCCGUGGAGUCCUCUCUGGCCUUCCCGUGGACUUUCCCUUUCGGUAUCGACCGGAGGUUCCACUCAGACAAAUCAAAACUCCCAGAGAGCCCUCGUUGUUUAGAGCAGGGCACACCGGGGACCUCAGAGGUGGUGGUUGGUCGGCGGCUCAGCGACUUCCUCACAUGUGAAAGCUCCAAGGCUGUGUCAUCGCCAGUGCAGGCGGAGGAGGAAGACGUGAGGGUAAAGGUGGAGCGUCUCAGUGAUGAGGAAGUCCAAGAGGCGUCAUCGCAGCCCGUCAGUGCCUCCCAGAGCUCGCUGAGUGACCAGCAGACGGUGCCAGGCAGUGAACAGGUCCAGGAGGAGCUGCUCAUCAGUCCACAGUCAUCUUCUAUAGGUGGUGUUAUUCUCCUUACUCUCUGAGUUCACAGCAUUUAGAAUUAAUCCUUAGCAAUAAUGUACUCUGUCUUAUGGAAAUGGCUGGUUGCAUAGGAAGACGUUUGUAACCCUGAUAUCUAUCAGGGAUGUGAGAAAGCACAUCUGCGUCAUCCAGAAAUACUCUGUAAAAGACGAUAAAUCUGCUGAUGGAGACACACAUCAGCACACAUAUCUAUCGCUGAUAUAACAGAGGCUGUGUCCUGACCUAUUUACCGGUGUCGCUUAUAAAACAUGCAACUAGCGCUCCCUUCCACCUACAAGUUUUUAUUUGUAUUUGUCUCAGUGGAAAGUUUUGUUGUCCAGUGGCCCAAAUACUUUUCAAAGGCUUUUCAGCUGUAAAUAAAAAGAAAAUGGAAAAACUUGUCAUUUUUUCCUAAACUGCUCAGGAGUGCAGUGAACUCAAAUCCAGCAGCAUCAGUCCUUAAAUUUGGGAUUAACCUUUAAAGACUUUAAGUAUUUUUGUUUAAUUUAUUCAAGAUGUUAAGAUCUGGACCUCUUUAUUUUUGUUUUAAAAUUAGAAGAAAGGAACCUAAGAGUGAUUUAUUUUCUUCCUGUCCUCAGGGUCGAUGGAUGAGGGAGUGUCUGAGGGCUUGCCGUCAAUGCAGAGUUCUUCCACCACAGGAGGACACGCAGAAGAUGAUGAAAGGUAUCACGAUGUGUUCCAACUUGCAGUGGAGAAUAUAUAAACCUAUAUCACAUCAAUGGGUGUCUGAGCCACACCUGUUUAGGUGGUUAGUUUACACGUCAUGUUGAAACGGCAAAGACAUGGCGUGGUAUUUUACAAAGAAUUGUUAAUGCCCCGGGACAUUCAAUAAAAUUUAUGUGCAUGGUAACAUAGCAUUCUGCUGCAAGUCUUUGAACGUCAGAUACUGACAGAUGAAAGUAGUGGAGAUUAGGGAAGUUGGUUUGUUGACAUGUCAAAGAGAAUAUUUGAAGUUUCCAAAGUUUCUGUAUCACAUCUAAGUUUUAUGAGUCGAUGAUAAAACAGAUUUUGAUGGUCUGCAAAUCAUUGAAACCCUGUAUCUGAAAGGAAUUUGUGCAAACUAAGACAACAUACCAAAUGUUAAAACUGAAAAAAUGUUUUUUGUUUUAUAAAAAUAGAUACUCAUUGAAAACUUGAUGCCAGGAACACUCACAGUAAGUUCUAUACAGUAUUAGGAGCAGAAGAGGCCAAUUUUGGUAGUUAUGAAGUAAAACAUUGGCCUGGUCCUGUCUGAUGCAGGACUUCAGUAGCCCAGCAGUUCAGAGUCUCCUUUGUUGUAUUUUUUUAUUCUGUGAUAGGCCAGAUGUUUUCUUUGGAUUCAGUGCAUUCACUUCAGGACUGCAGACUGAGGACUUUAGCAGCAGGACUCUUUUACUUCAGAGCCACGCUGUUGUAAUUGUCUUUCAUUGUCUUUCUGCAAGAACGUCUAUCCUGGAAAAGUCACUGUCAGCAGGUUUGCUCCAAAACCUGCACAUAUUGUGCUUUUCCAGAUGUGUAAACUAGCCAAACAUUUCACUCUUAAACAUUAAUAAAUGAUUGUAACAAGCUAGGUGGUCCCUGUCUUCUUCAAAGGGGAGGACUUGCUAUGUAUGGCUUUCAAAAAGAAUGUUCAGUUUGAUUUAUCAGACCGCAGAACAGUUUUCCCUCAGGACUCAGUCUUGAAGGGUCUCUGGCUUAGAGAAGCCCACUUUUUUAGAUCAUGUUGUAUAUGGUUUUCUCUUUGUGUAGUACACUUUUUUUCGCUCUUGUGGAAGCGGCAACAAACUGUGGGAGUGAUUUUGAGACUUUGCAGUGGUUUCCACUACAGAGUCAAAUAUCAGGGGCCAAUAAUCACAGCCAUUCAGUGUUGAUUUUUGGCGUUGUUUUUUUUUGCGGAGAGCUUUCUCUACAUCCUCUGAAUCUUUUUUUAUAUAUCAUGUGCUGUAGGUGAUUCAUUUUGUUUUUUAGUUUUAUGCUGAGGAACAAUACUCUGAAGUUGUUGACAUUAGUGCUCAUGCAGUCUCUCACAGUCUCUCACCUCUUAAUAAAUAAACCAAACCACUGGAAAGAUGUUCCUCCAGGUGUUGAUCUUGAUCUAGAGCUGUUCAACUUUUUCAGUGUUUGUUGUCCCUUUCUUGUCAUUUAAAAACUUUUUGCUUACAUCAAAUUUAAAAUAAGAACAUUCUUUUUCAUAAUAGAAAAAACAUUUCUCAGCUCUUAUAUUUUAAUAUGCUGAAACUUACAAAUAUUGAUAAACCAUUGUGCACAAGUCUGGGGCAUUAAUUUAUUUGGUACACAGAACUAAGGAGCUAGCUUGUAUUUCUAAGUUGCUCACAUUCAGAGCUUUUUUGCUGUUGUUGUUUAUUUUGUUAGGAAGUGACAUGUGCAGUAAAGCAGUCAUGUAAACAUGCUAAAUGUAGCCAAUCAGAAUCCUUUUUGUCAGCUGCUGCAAAUGCAAAUCGAUGUCCAUGAAAAGACCCUUCCAAAGCUUGAAGUUUCCAAGUUUAAAUAUGCAACACUUUGAAUAUUAGAGAAGCAGGAACAGGUUUAAUAAUUUGGAUCACUGCUCUGUGUGUGUUGCAGGUUAGAAGGUAUUCAGUAUCCAUACCACCUCUACAUCAGCCCCUCAGCCAGACCUGGCACCAACGGCCCUGACAGACCGUUCCAAUGUCCGACCUGCGGAGUCAGAUUCACACGCAUUCAAAACCUGAAGCAGCAUAUGCUCAUACACUCCGGUAGGUAAAAUAAGCACAAUGAAAUCUAUGAAGUGUCAUUGAAAUACUCUUAACAAGAACUGAUGUUGUAAAAGUUUGGGAAGUCUGUCAUUUUGCAAGAUGUGCAGACAACAAACAUGUUUCGAAGCCUAUUUUUCUGGAUCAGCAUUACACUCUUAAAAAUAAAGAUCCUUGGAAAAACUAUAAACAGACAAAAAUUGAUUUCACGUGUCUUUCCCAUCAAACUUGUUUUGCUCCUUGUAAUUCUAUGUUAGAAACUCAUGGAGACUAAUGACUUCGUAAAACAUUUAUCAGUCUUUGAGUUGCGCAAAUACUACAUGUCAAUAUUUCUAUUUUUAUCAGGAGUCCACAAAAAAAGCUGUAUAUAGGGAGGGAUUUUUACCCUUAGUGGAACUCUUAAUGGAAAUCCAAAUGAAGGUUAGAUUAAAGUUAAACGAUGACACUUGCCUAGGAUGUGUAUAUAAUAUUGCUCAGUGAUGAAUUGAGGAGGCUUUCUUGGAAACAGAGAUCUGCGUCAGGGCCAGCUUUGUGGUGAGACGUAGUCAUUAACCUCCCUCUUACCUCCCCUCAAUCAUUCACAGAUACUUCCACACAUGUGAAUGACUUGUUUUUUUCCUCCUUCUUGCAGGCAUUAAGCCUUUCCAGUGUGACCGCUGUGGGAAAAAGUUCACACGGGCCUACUCCCUAAAGAUGCAUCGGCUGAAGCACGAAGGUAAACGCUGUUUCCGGUGCCAGAUUUGUAGCGCCACAUUCACGUCCUUCGGUGAAUAUAAGCACCACAUGAGGGUCUCCCGACACAUAAUCCGCAAGCCGCGGAUUUACGAGUGCAAAACGUGUGGCGCCAUGUUCACCAACUCUGGCAAUUUAAUUGUACACCUGAGGAGUCUGAACCAUGAGGCAUCCGAACUAGCAAACUACUUCCAGAGCAGGUGAGGAGUCUGGGGGCGCUAACCUCUAUUAUUUACUCAGAUCCCACCUGGAUCAAAAAAUGAGUCCAGCUAGAUUCUAAUACCUGAGGUUCAUGAGAUCAAUUUUAAUUUCAUGGCUUUGGUUUUGUUGAACUGUUUGUAGAUGUUUACAGAUGAUUUGAAUGUGGCGGAUCAAGUGCACACGAAGUAUAUGACAGCACGGGGAAUUUGUUACUUCACUCAUUUGAAAGAGUAGUUCAACAUGUAGGGGUAUAUACUUACUCAUUUUCAGCUCAAGACUUAGAUGUGCACUUAUUUAAAUGUGUACCUGGAGCCAGCACUGGUGAUCUGGACAGAGCGCUAGCUUGGCUCAGUCCAAAUGUAACAAAACUUGUCUACCAUCACAGAAACACCUCUUUAAUCAGCACAUUUGUAGGUUUUUUUAUUUAUAUUUAAAUUGCCAUGUAAAAACACUAAUUCACAAGAUACCCGCGGUAUUUAGACCUUUAUUUUUUUAGCUGGGACAAAUUACCAGGAGGCCAGCAAAGUCUUAUAGAAGUUUUAAAAAAUAAGUUUUUAUCUCUGCUGGAGUGAAUGAAAGGGACACCGAUAGAUUGACUGACUAUCUGUUUCGGCCAGUGUCGGCCCUGUUGUUGGAUUUCAAGGUCCAGGCGAAUAAUUUGGUAUUCUUGAUUGGCGUAACCGGUACGGCUGUCACUUAAAAAAAUAAAAAUAAAAAAGAUAAUAACAAUAAUAAAGUUCCCCACCAAAAAUGUUUCACAGUUUCUUAAACAGUAGUACAGCAUACCAAAAGUACUAGCCCAAUGACACUGAAAUAUCCUUUGAUUAAAGAAAAUGUCAAAUCAGAUAACUUGACAAGAUAAUAAGAUAAACAAGCAAUCAAUCAAUCAGUCUUCCCGUGUAGGACUGGAAGUAGGGGAAAGUCCCGCCUCCUUUGCCUCUGAUUGGCUAGAAAACCUGGAAACGUCAUUACACGCUCAAGCCAAAUGCAGUCUGUCAGCUCUGUACAUCAAACAGAACAUUAUCCCUAACCCUAACCCUCAUCCUAAUCCUAACCCUCAUCCUAAUCUUAACCCUAACCCUUACCCUUACCCUUACCCUCAUCAUCCUAAUCCUAACCCUAACCCUAACCCUAAUUCUCAUCCCAAUCCUAAUCCUAAUCCUAAUCCUAAUCCUAACCCUAACCCUAACCCUAACCCUAACCCAACAGACGAUGAUGUUUCACAGCCAUUAGGAAUAGCCAAGCCCAGCACUUCUAGCCAAUUAGAGGUGAAGGAAGGUGGGACCUUUCCCUACCAUCCUACAAAAAAAAAAAUUUGCGUGCCGCGGUGAUGAUGUCAAGAACUGUGAUUUAAACUGUAACAAUAUUUGCAUUAAACCCACAGCCUGUUGAAUGCAUCACACCGGCAUAUAAUUUACCGAGGUAAAGAGUGCCAUUCAGUGGUUAGGUUACGUUGAGAGCGCCCUCUGCUGGAUGAAAUGGCAGACUACUUUAGACAGCCUGAUAUGCUGACAAACUUUAGAUUUUAUAUUUGAACGGCUCAUACAGAAUACUGACCCAUAACCCUGAGUUCAAAUGGUGACUUGAAUUUCAGAUAAUAAGUAAGAGCCCUUGUAGUCCAUACUGCUCUGUAUAAAUUUGACUGUGGAAGCGAGUAAACCCCAUGAUAGGCCAAGGGUUUGUGUUUACGCUUUUGAAAACAAACACUGUAUUUAGUAUGAAAAAAAUUACAAGUUCUCAAUGAUGCCCUUAGCGGUUUUUGUUUAUAUCUAAUCAUGGCUUCCUGAAUCUCCUUUUGUUUGUAAUGACUGAAGAUUUUUCCUCCGGCAUAAGUAAAAAUAUUAAUUAUAAAAGGGGGGAGUGCCUCCAUUAAGGCUCCUCAGUCAACUGGAAAUGUUUCAGUCAUGCUCAAUCCAAAUUCAAAGGAAUCACUGUUAAAAGUUUUCCAGAGUCUGUAGCAACACUAUCAGCUGUGGGUUAUCAAGAGUGUAAGAUGAACUUUAGAGGUGCAGAGUGUGAUGUUUUGUAUGUUUGAACAGAGCCAGGCGAGCUUUUUCACUGAUUCCCAUUAUUUGUGUUGAGCUCAGUUACCCAGCUGCUAAAAAGUACCAUCACAUUGACGUUAAAUAUGAAUACUAAGUAAGAUAUCUCUUCUAAUCUUAGUCUUGGGAAGAAAGUAAAUAAGUGUAUUCUCCAAAGCUUUGAACUAUUAUUUCAAAGUUCACUAACAAUAUGAAGUGUCUCAUAGUCUCUCUUACUCGCCCCUCUUUGUUUGGUAAAUUUAAGGGUGAAGUGUUCAAGAUUAAGAAACGAGUUCAGUUUAGUAAUUGUCACCGAUAUUAGUUACAACUACAAAGCGUUUUGAAACAAAUGAGAUCAUUUUAAAGUUAUAAAUCUUCAUUUUAUACUCCCACUCCUUAUAAACGUCUCUCUUAAGAGAUGUUUGGACAAACACAAUAGCCACAAAAUACAACUUAAAUCAUUUAGUCAUCACUAUUUGUACUAACCUGAAUGAAUAUUUCUUAACCAAACAGAGUGGGUUGGUUGUUUUCUAUCAGCAGCUCAGCCCACAAAGCCUCGUGAAAAGCAGAACAUAGUGUCUUUAUAAAGUCGAAGAGUGUUUUUGUUUCCCAGACUUUUCCACUUCUUAAUCAACUCAAGCCCUCACAGGUCGGCAGGGCUCAAAUGGGCCAUUGACUCCUCAAGAGUUUUAUAGUAGAAGGUCUACACUUGAGAUCAUAACAGUGUGGAAAAUUCUCUGGCAAUCCAGUCAGACUCUUUAAGUCCGUCCUCAGUCUUCACAUAAAAAGAGAUGUUAACUCCACUGUAUGCGUUUUUUUUUGUAUAAGAAGCUGAACUGCAUUCCAGUUUGUCAGAUUCAGCUGAAAUCUCGACCACAGGGGAUACUUUCACGGGAUCUAAACCGUUUAUUCAGGAUAUUGCGCUCUAUUUCCAACUGUUCAAUAGUCUGUACAUUUUAAUAUGCUAUACUGGGAUUAAUCUACUUUACAACUAUGGUCACAGCAUGCACUCACUCAGUUAAAAGGGCCUUUGUGACAGGAAUUCAUCCGCUGGCUUGAUUGGAAAUUAAAAUCAGAUAACAUUCAUUUUGGUUGGAUUUGCACUGAUGAUUUUGUAGCUGUGUUCAUAUUUUUAUAUGAAGGCUGUAUUUCAGGCUUUGUACACUUAAUUUGAUGACAGCUUUAGACCUUGGCACUUUUUAAAAAAGGCAUUUCUAUUCAAAUAGAUGACAGGGUUGAAGUUUGCUCUAUUAGGUCACUUCUGUGGCAUGACUCCAUUGGCUCUAAGAGGAGACUGUGAUAGCCAUAAUGCUCAAGCUGAGGUUCAAAAUGCAUAAAGACUGAUAGCUGUGGUCAAUGUGCAUUUCUAUGCAGUCAUGUCUCUACUUCUCUUCCUAAAAAGCAGCGGCGCUGUAAAAAAUGUUGACAAAAACAGAUUUUAUCGGUUUUCAAAUCACCAAGUGCUCUUGGUCAAGACACUUGACCCCACGCACCCAGUACUGAUGGAUGCGGCCUCUGCUGUCAGUGUGUGAACGUGGCGUAAAUGAGUGGAUCUGACAUGUGAUGUUAAAGUGCUCUGAGUGGUCAGAAGACCCGAGAAGGUGCUGUAUAAACACAGUCCACUUACUAUUUGGAUGCAGAGACACACUUUGUUGACAGUCAGUGGUUUUUGGAAGGGAUUUUGAGCCCAUGCAGUGAUUUCCACUUGCUGCAUGAGUCAUGUCUGUAUUGCUGUACCGCCUGAGGGCCAAAAAUCACUAUCCAGUAUUUCUUUUUAGCUUUGAGAUUUCUCCAGCUUCUCUGACUCUUUUAGUGGUAUUACGUUCUUUAGAUGACGAAAUCCUUCAAUGUUUGUAGUUUUAUGCACAUGAACACUAUUCUCACUAUCACAUCUUAAAACUCACUUCUUUAGACUUGAUUUUACAUGAUGCAUGAUUUAUUUAUUUAUCUAUUUGAUUAACUGCAUACUUCUUGUUUAACCUUGUCAGUUAUUUAUAUUAGUAUUAUUACUUUUAGUCCUGUUUUUAACAUUUUCUCAUGUUUUAAUAAACUCCCUCCCUUUUCAUUAUUACUCUUAUUACUCUAAGACUCAGCCUCUCUGGAAUAACUUUCAUUUUACUAACCUGUUGCACAAUUAACUAUCUGGUAAAGAGAUGCUUCUGUAUUUUUUAUUUUACUUUUUUUUUUUUUUAUCAAAGUUGUUUUUUUGUAGUGAUUUGCUAUUUGCAGUCAAAUACGUGAUUUAAAUCAGUUGGAACCAUCUCAGUGGGUUUUGAUCAACAUUUUUCACAGUGUCCAAACCUGCAUGGAAUUUAAGGGUGAACUUCAAGUUAAACUCUAUUCUGAAAAAUUCAAUUCUAGAUGUUUUUUCCUCUAAAACAAAGAAUGAGAACAGAACAGUUUUCGGCAGAUUCUUGUCAGGAGUCCAUUUGCAACAAAGCCUUUCCAACUCAGUAAGGUUAGAAAUGAUAAACCUCCCAGAUUCUUUUAACACUAAGAGAUGUAAGCAGAGUAAAAAUUGAUUGUCAAGAAGUUUUUCAGUGAGAAAUUUUUAAAGAGGAUUGUUAGUCUAUCUCAUUUUGUCCGUCUUUACAGUGAUUUCCUCGUGCCCGACUACCUGAGCCAGGUACAGGAGGAGGAAGAGGCGCUGGGAGUCCAGUAUGAGCUGGAGGAGUCCCAACAUCACCCCGUCUACCCGGGCAGCACCUCCACCUCCACCACCACCGCAGCCUCCUCCUCCUCCUCAGUCCAGAUGCCCGUCAUCUCCCAGGUCUCCUCCUCUACCCAGAAUUGCGAGAAUUCCUCUGGCUUCCUCUCACCUGAGCCCCUGGAUCCCCUGGAAGCCCCAUCCUCCCUCAAAAUGGAUGCAGACGAGGCUGCAGCCAUGACAGAGGAGACCAAGAUGGACAACAGUGAGGGAGGAAGUUCCCCGGAGGUCUUUGAAGAAGAACAGCAGCAGCAGCAGCAGCAUGCACAGGCCAAGGAGCUGGCUUCCAUUACCAUCGAGUGA
Messenger RNA from Xyrichtys novacula (pearly razorfish), 9765 nucleotides. The record is from the annotation of a GenBank genome assembly. Lineage: Eukaryota; Metazoa; Chordata; Actinopteri; Labriformes; Labridae.